CCCUCAUUUGCCUGUACCCACCCCUAAAAAAGCUCCGGGACCCCCCUGCAGUCAGGACCACCGAGGCCGAAGGACACCCCAUGGCCGCAGCCACCAAGCAACGAGGGCAGCCCCCAAAAAAGAGGAGGAGGAGGAGGAAGCAGAAAGCCCAGCAGAUGAAGCCUCCCAUUAAGCAGAGAAGGUCGGGGAGCUGGAAACCAGUCCCAAAGGGACUCAAUUCCCAGUUGAAGAAGAAAUCCAACUGGAGGUGGCUCUCCGGGCCUGCAGGCCUCGUGCCACCGGUAGCCGGGCGCAUGUCGGUCAGGGCGAAGAAGUUGAUGAACUCCUUCAUGGACAACUUCAGCGAGGGGCUGGUGAGCGAGGCAGAUCGUUGGAGGAAGCAACGCCGAGGGUCCUUCAUCGGCACCACGGAGCUGAGGGCCGCCGCCGAGAAGAUCGUGAGGCGAAGAGGGGGGAGGUUUCCCUUUCCCGUGUCCCCCCCCCGUGCCAUGGAGCCCUGGGUGAUGCUGGACCCGCGGCAGAAGGCGCUGUACCGGGACGUGAUGCAGGAGAGCUACGAAACGCUGAUGUCCCUUGCUCAGGGGCUGGUGAGCGAAAAAGCCGCGGAGGAAGGCGCCGCCGAGCAGAUCCCCGAGGAGCUCGAAGCGCGCCCGUCCCGCAGCCCGGAGAGGGCCAAAACUUUGGGCUCCAACCGGAGGAAAACCAAACGGCCCGACAAAGCCGUACCCCACGGCCUCACCAAACUCCCCAAAACCACCCCGGCCCCCAAAUUAGACUGCGCCAAACCCCUCCGGGGGGGUGCAAGCGGCAAGGGCUCGGCACGGGAGCGACCCUACGGCUGUGCCGACUGCGGGAAAAGCUUCCCGUGGGCUUCGCACUUGGAGCGGCACCGGCGGGUGCACACGGGCGAGCGGCCUUUCGGCUGCCCCGAAUGCGGCGAGACCUACAGCCAAAGCUCCCACCUCCUCCAGCACCGCCGCACCCACGCCAGCGACCGGCCCCAUAAAUGCGGCGAGUGCGGCAAGCGUUUCGCCGGGGCGGCCGAGCUGGCGGCGCACGGCCGGGGCCACGCGGGCAAAAAACCCCACAAAUGCGGCGACUGCGGCAAAGGCUUCGUUUGGGCUUCCCACCUCGCCCGCCACCGCCGCGUCCACACUGGGGAAAAACCCUUUGGGUGCCCCGAGUGCGGCGAAGCUUUCACCCAAGGUUCCCACUUGGCCAAGCAUCGCCGUAGCCACACGGGCGAGCGGCCCCACCGGUGCCCGGCGUGCGGCAAGACUUUUGGCCAGAGCUCCGACCUGGCCCGCCACCGCCGCACCCAUUUGGGGAAAAAAGCUUUGCGCUGCGGGGAUUGCGGCAAGCUUUUCCGCGCGGGGCCGGCCCUGGCAAGGCACCAACGGGGUCACCGGCGAGAGCGCGCCCACCGCUGCGGCGACUGCGGGAAGGGUUUCGUUUGGGCAUCCCAUUUGGAGAGGCACCGGCGGGUGCACACGGGCGAGCGCCUUCCCUGCGGCAGCUGCGGCGAGCGCUUCGCCCAAAAAGCCCACCUCCUCCAGCACGCUAAAACCCACUCCCCCGACCGGCCCUAUAAAUGCGGGGAGUGCGGGAAGCGUUUCGGGGAGGCCCCCCCUUUCCUCGCCCACCAGCGGGGCCACGCGGCGCAGAAGAGCUACACGUGCGGGGAGUGCGGCAAGGGUUUCGCCUGGGCAUCCCACCUGGAGCGCCACCGCCGCGUCCACACCGGGGAAAAACCCUACGAGUGCCCCGAGUGCGGCGAAGCCUUCAGCCAGAGCUCCCACCUCACCAAGCACCGCCGCAGCCACCUCCCCAAAGUGGAUUUCUCCCAUUCCUCAAGGACCCAGCCGGUGGGGGGAAAGCCCCUCGCUGCGCCCCUGCUGCGCCGUGGGGUUGGCGAAUCCGCCCGGGGACUGCAGCGGAAAGGAGCAAUGAAGGACCCCGAAAGAAAACUUUGGGAUGGGGACGAGGCAAAGGACAGCAAGGGACACUUUUUCAUCGACCCUCUUUCCAUCGGGGUUUCUCCUUCCUGAUGUCUCCUAGAAGCGCUGGGGGAACGUUGUGUGCACCCUUGGUGCUGGGGACUCAAAAAAGGGACGUUUUUGGGGACAUGAAACCCCUUCCCAGGGGACACACGGUGCCCUAUUGCAUUGGGAAGGGUCGACGUGGGUUGCUGGGGCUGUCCUUGUGCCAAAAAUACGUGGUUAUUUGUGCCUGCUCCAUCUCGGGUCUGCUUUUUGGGGCUGGAGACGGGGAAACCGUGGGGAUAAACCAGACCUUGAGGGUGCAGCAAGCGGGGAGGGAGAUUUUUGGGGGGGAAAGAGGGGAAAAAUGUAAAUCCCAUGCCCUACAGCCAGCUGUGCCUGGCUCUCCUUGCACCACAACCCCAAAUCCCAUUGCUAACCCCAAAUCCCAUCGCCGCCCCCAGUGGGAAAUGUGUGGAGGGGUUUUAAAGCACGUGGAGCCUGUGGGAUGUGGUUAGGGUUGGAUCCUACUGGGAAAAAUCCCCCAGUUA
Anas platyrhynchos (mallard) is the source of this 2530-nucleotide messenger RNA. NCBI's taxonomy places the organism in Eukaryota, Metazoa, Chordata, Aves, Anseriformes, Anatidae. The record is from RefSeq and is a predicted model, not a curated record.